Messenger RNA from Scophthalmus maximus (turbot), 6616 nucleotides. Its product is annotated as alpha-tectorin. The record is from RefSeq and is a predicted model, not a curated record. Gene Ontology annotation, molecular function: protein binding. Gene Ontology annotation, biological process: cell-matrix adhesion. The coding region runs from base 96 to 6311 and encodes 2071 amino acids. Lineage: Eukaryota; Metazoa; Chordata; Actinopteri; Pleuronectiformes; Scophthalmidae. The transcript is spliced from 25 exons.
AAAAACUUCUCACUGCCCAGCUGAGGGAUGAGGGAUGAGGGAUAGAAGAACGGAAGCAGCACAUGUGAACAGGUUUGAAUUCUGAGCUUUGGAAAAUGGCAUGUCAAAUCUUGUUGCCAGUGCUGCUUUUGGGGAUGAUAAGUACUGUGGCUCCUCAGACAAGACCCCUCUACCCAAAUAGUGGAACAACAAGCUCUCGAUCAGAUGAUGGAAGUUCACCUCGAAUUACCCUGCUAGGAGCUUUUGUUUACUUUGGACAGUCCUAUCGCCAGAUUUAUGUGAACCACAAUGGACACCUGACCUUUGCUAAUACAUGGUCUUCGUACUCACCACAACGGUUUCCAUUGCAUGGAACCAGAGACAUCAUUGCUCCAUUCUGGACAGAUUUGGACAACAGAAGAACUGGUCAGAUCUUCUACAACCAAUACACCAGUGGCAGUGUCCUCCAACAAGCUACACGGGACAUUAAUGCCUACUUCCCUACACUGCGCUUUAAUGCUAACUGGGUCUUUGUUGCUACAUGGUACCAGGUGGCCUACUUUCCAACCUCUGGCACACGAACAACAGUCCAAGCAGUUUUGAUCUCUGGUGGCCAGUUCUCAUUUGUGCUGAUGAACUACGGGGAAAUAGCCGCGACAAGCCGCAAUGUACAGGUUGGAUAUGACACCGUCAAUUCCAAUCAUCAUUUCACCGUCCCUGGAUCAUUCUCAAGAAAUGUUACUGCUAUCGGCAUGAGCAGUAAUGUCAAUGUACCCGGACGCUGGGCCUUCCGGACAGACCAUGGACCAAGCGGCUGCACUUUUAAUGGUGAACCUGUGCAGCUGGGAGACUCAUUCUGGAGCGACAGAACCUGUGCACAAAAGUGCACCUGCACCUCAGCAGGCCUGCAGUGUGUCAGGCAACCCUGCUCCUUUUCCCAAAUCUGCCGGGCAUCUUCAUUCCAAUUCUCCUGCCAGACGGUGCGGAGACGCACAUGCACCAUAAGUGGUGAUCCACAUUACUACACCUUCGAUGGCAAAGUGUUUCACUUUCAGGGCACCUGCACAUACGUUCUGUCGGAACAAUGUGGUCGUGGGCUGCCCUACUAUCGAGUGGAGGGCAAGAACGAGCACCGGGGCAGCACGCGAGUCGCUUGGACACGGCUGGUUAAAGUGUUUGUCAACAAUGAAACUAUUGAGCUUGUCAAAGGACAUCGCGGUGAAGCUAAGGUCAAUGGAAGCUUUGCUGCCACCCCGUUCUCCCUUAGCAAUGGUUCUGUCCAGGUUUAUCAGUCAGGUUUUUCUACGAUCAUCAGUGCUGACUUUGGCUUGGUGGUUUCUUACGACGCAUAUCACUACGUCAGAAUCAGUUUGCCCUACACUUACCAGAAUGCAACAUGUGGCCUAUGUGGAAACUUCAACAAUCGCACCACGGAUGACUUUCGAACCCGCCAAGGAGAAGUUGUUGGCUCUGAUGUGGUUUUUGCCAACAGUUGGCAAGCAGCAGGGGACGCUGAGCCUGGAUGUGGGAUCCAUUGCAGUGGACUGGACUGUGCUUCCUGCACUGUACAUCAGACAGCUUUAUACAGCAAUGCGGCCCAUUGUGGUGUCCUCCAGAACAGUUCUGGACCUUUUGCUGCUUGCCAUCGACAGCUUCCCCCACAGUCCUUUGUGGAGAGUUGUGUGUUUGAUCUGUGUGUAGGAGAAGGGUACCAGCCCAUUCUGUGUCAAGCCCUAAAUGUUUAUGCAAGUCAGUGUCAGCAGAAUGGAAUACAACUGCCAAGAUGGAGAAGACCAGGCCUCUGUGAAAUCCCCUGCCCAGCCAACAGCCACUUUGAGCCAGAAGGCACAGGAUGUCCAGCUACCUGUGUCAAUCCCAAUUCCACCCACAACUGCCCUCUCCCUGUCCAGGAGAGCUGCAUCUGCAAUUCAGGCUACAUCCUCAGUGGUGGGGUCUGCGUCCCUCUUGCUGACUGUGGCUGCAGCUUUGAGGAUCGUUACUACCGCUCUGGAGAAACUGUGAUACUAGACGAGGACUGUGGGAGACGUUGUCGCUGCAGUUAUGGCUCCAUGACCUGUCGCUCACAUAGUUGUAAUCCACUUGAAUCAUGCAGGGUGGAGGAAGGAGAAAGAGGAUGUAGGCCUAACAACUAUGCAACUUGCUGGAUCAGGGGCCCGGGGUCAUAUCAGAUGUUUGAUGGACUGACAUACCAGUAUCCUGGGGCGUGUCGACUGACUCUUGCCAAAGUGAUGGGAUUGUCUGCUUACCCCCACUUUGUGGUGACAGCAGAGAAAGUGCCCAGAGGCCAACAAGGUUUUGCCAGGUUGCUAAACUUUGAGGCAGAGGGAACACAAGUGUCCAUUGAGAUGACAAAUAGCAGCAAGGUUCGGGUUGACGGUCAGCUCAUCAGACUACCUUUCAGCUCAGCAUCCGACCGAAUCCAAAUCUACCACAGCAGCAUUCACAGUAUCAUCAUUCGCACCUCCUUUGGUGUGACUGUGCAGACAGUCUGGCCUCACUUUGUGCGUGUCACUGCACCUGGUAUCUACAAUGGUUCACUGGGUGGACUCUGUGGUAACUACAAUGGUCACUCACAUGAUGACUUCCGCACACCCAACGGCAUCCCGGUCAACAGCUCUCAGGCCUUUGGAGACAGUUGGCGAGACGGCUCCCUCGCUGCUCAUUGUGUAGAAAGUGUGAAUAAUAAUUCCACAACAAAUUACAAUUCCAGUGAGUACUGCGGAAUAAUUGCCUCACGAACUGGGCCAUUUACCCAGUGUUGGUCCACGGUAGACCCAAGGCAGCAUAUGGAAGAGUGCAUUAAGAUCAUUAGAACCUCUAAUGAUCCAGCAUCAACACUCUGUGAGGUCCUACGAGAUUAUGCACUAAUAUGUCAACAGAAGGGCGUAGCGCUGCGACACUGGAGGAAUGCAACUGGUUGUGAGCCAACCUGCCCUCUACACAGCCAUUACGAACUUUGUGAUACCACUUGUCCCUCCACCUGCCCCAGCCUCUCUUUCCCUUUCACUUGUGACAUUGUGUGCCAGGAAGGGUGCCAGUGUGAUGAUGGUUUUGUCCUCAAUGGCAACCAGUGUGUGCGACCAACAUCCUGUGGAUGCCAUCACAAUGGACGCUAUCGACAAGCUGCUGAACAGUUCUGGGAUGGUGAGGAAUGUCAGAGCUCAUGCACCUGUAACGGUGCAACUGGGACAGUGCACUGUACUCCCAGCUCCUGUGGUCCCCAGGAGUCCUGCCGUGUGGUGGGGGGCGAGUUUGGCUGCCAUCCCAGCCCUCAUGGCACCUGCUCUGCCUCUGGCGAUCCCCACUACCUCACAUUUGAUGGCAAGGCCUAUGACUUCCAGGGAACCUGCCGCUACGUCUUAGCAACCCUUUGCAAUGACACUGAUGGACUCCACCAAUUUUCAGUGGAAGCAAAGAAUGAGCCAUGGAACGGGCAGCCAGUUUCAAUCACAGCUGAUGUGUUUGUGAAUGUGUGGGGCUACCGACUGCGUAUGUCCAGGCACAGAAGAGGUAUGGUAGAGGUAAAUGGAAUAACAAAAAAUCUUCCAGUUCUGUUGAAUGGAAAUGUGUCUGUCUUUGCAAGUGGAUCUCGCACAUUCAUCAGUGCUGCCUUUGGCCUCAGUGUCACGUACGAUGGAUGGAGUACAGUGUCCAUCUCUGUGCCAUCAAAUUACAGCGGAAAAACAUGUGGACUUUGUGGAAACUUCAAUGGAAAUCAGACAGACGACUUCCACACACCAUCUGGAACAAUAGUCAACACUCCAGAUGAGUUUGGGACGUCUUGGAAGGUGGCGGGCAACUACACCUGCAGUGAUGGGUGUGGUUCCUCCUGUCCCCGGUGUACCAACGAACUCCCUGCUAGAGCUCAGUGUGAAGUGAUCCGGGCAGCUGACGGCCCCCUCAGCUUCUGCCAUGAACAGGUGGACCCGGCGCCAUACUUCAACGACUGUGUGUUUGACGUUUGUGUGUCAGGAAAUGCUGGUCAAGAUCUUCUGUGCAGGGCCAUACAAGCUUACGUCAGUGCCUGUCAGUCUGCUAAUGUUCGAAUCUACCCUUGGAGACAGAACACCACCUGCAGACUGAGCUGUCCAGCCAACAGCCAUUAUCAGCUGUGUGGUACCGACUGUGGCCACACGUGUGCCAGCAGUGUUGAUGCCACCUGCGAGCAGGUUUGCUCUGAGGGAUGUUUCUGUGAUGAAGGGUUCCUCAGGAGCGGGACGAGGUGUGUCCCUGUGGAAAGCUGUGGCUGCCAAUAUGAUGGCUCCUACUAUGAUGCUGGUGAGUCCUUCUGGACAACGGGCUGCUCCCAGCGAUGUGAAUGUCAUGCUCCCAACGACCUGCGCUGCUCCGUUGCAUCUUGUACUCCUGAACAAGAGUGCACCAUCAGAUAUGGCCAGCUGGGCUGUUACGAUGCAAUGUCUACUUGCACCGUUUGGGGAGACCCACACUACAUCACCUUUGAUGGGGCACUGGCUCAUUUCCAGGGCACAUGCUCUUACAUCAUCACCGAGAGCUUGAGCCACGGCACCAAUGACACACAGUUUCAGGUGGCAGCCACCAAUAAUCACCGUGGCAACAACCUUGUGUCCUUUGUAUCUGCAGUGCAUAUAUACCUCUCAAAUCAAACAGACAGAGUGUAUGUAAGGAUUGGACCAAAUAAAAGAGUAACGGUAAAUGGAAGUGAGGUAGCUCUUCCAACCACCAUAGGAACCUUUGCUCAGGUUGUAAGACAGGGAAGCUACAUAGUGGUUGACGCCAGUGACCUGUUGGUCCAGUUCGAUGGCAGAAGCACCUUACUGGUCAGAAUCGGCCAAAAUCACCGAAACAGAGUAACUGGGAUGUGUGGGAAUUUCAACAAUGAUCCUGCAGAUGACAAAGUCUUGCCCAAUGGCACACUGGCACAAAAUGAUAAUGAGUUUGGACACAGCUGGAAGUCAUCCACAAGCCAACCAGGAUGUGGAUCAACUGACGGAAUGAAUGGUGAUGGAUUGAGCAACUGCGGAUUCAGGGACGAAUACAAUGAGCUCUGUAGCGUCAUCACCAACACCAGCGGCCCAUUCAGCGCCUGUCACCUGCACUCUGACCCGCAGCCAUUUUUCACUUCCUGCGUCUAUGACCUCUGCCUCUACACUCCAGCCAAUGGCAUGCUGUGUAGUGCUGUUUCAGCCUAUGAGCGAACUUGCACAGUUUUGGGGUUGAACAUCACAGAGUGGCGCUCGGCUCUACACUGUGCUGAGACAGACCCCUGUGAACAGCUGAACUGCACCGAAUAUGAGUGGUGUGGUGAGAAGGACGGGGUUUACGGCUGCUUCUGUGAUGAACACCACCAUCGGCCCAACAACGAGAGCUAUGAUUCGUCCAUCAAUUGUGUCAGUAGUUCAGGCACUAUGUCCGUGUCGCGCUGCCAGCUGUUCGAGGCCGGCUUCCACCGGAGCGCCCUCCAUCUCCAAGACGACUCCUGUAAAGCUUCUCUACAGGACGGACGACUGGUGUUCAACUUUAACAACGACGAGCAGCUGUGCGGCACGAUGCUCAAGAGCAAUGGGAGCCAUUUCAUCUAUGAGAACACCAUCCAGGGGGAUGUGGAUCCUCAUGAUGGCCUAAUCAGCCGCCAAAGGAACAUCCAUCUGCUUUUCUGCUGUGUAUACCCUCUGGCUCAGGCCUUGUCUAUGGCUGUGGGCAUUAACCCUGUAGAGAGCAUUGUGAGGAAGAAGCUUCCAACUGGCCGUGGGCAGUAUCACACGAGAAUGAUCCCCUACCAGGACGCCAACUUCCACUACCCCCUCACCAGUACCACCGACAUUGAAAUGGAAGUAGACCAGAAGAUGUAUGUGGAGGUGCGGACAGAAGGAGUCGAUCCACGGCAGAUCUCCACCAUUCUGGACACUUGCUGGGCCACGCCAGUCAACUCUGCCGACUACCCUGUUCGCUGGGAUCUCAUUAGUGAAGAGUGUCCCAAUCCAGCAGAUGGCACAGUAGACCUGGUUCAGAACGGCGUCUCCACUGUGGCCCGCUUCUCCUUCAGGAUGUUCACAUUUACCAACUUUUCAUCCAUCUUCCUGCACUGCCAGGUCCACCUGUGUCUUUUGAGACACAACAACUGCACAGCUCACUGCUACCCGGGUCACCACAGGCGAGUUGAGAGGGACGUAUCCUACCAUGACACUACAGGCAUCUCAUUAGGACCACUAAACCUGAUCGAACCAAAAACACGCUUAAGGGGUGUACCGAAAGCAAGCUGUGCUCCAGGCCAGUUGACCUCACUGGUGACCCUACUUGUCAGUUUGCUGCUUGCCAAAACUCUGGUCUAGGGAGACCAAAGAUGAACCAUAUUUUAAAAUCACACAACAUGAUAUAUUUGGUUUUGGUUUGUAUCUUUAUUUCAGAGGCCUUGUCCUUGUUAUCUGUAUUUGUGUAAGUAAUUUUGCUCUUCAACAGUAGGGGGCACCAACAUACAGCAUGCUAAAGUUGAAACCUCCUUCGUCCUUUUCACUGUGUUUUUAUUGAUUGAAUCCUUAGUUUCUUUGUAGCAAUUCUCAUCAUUAAAUUUCUGUCAUAUACAAAAUAAUUAUAACAAAAUGAUUACGACCAAUAAAGAAUAAAUGAAGCAUUUUAA